AUGACAGAUUCAACGAACAGCAAAGAAAUUAAGGAACAAUUUACAGUGAUACUAAAAUUAUUUGAAACAACAUAUACCAUAGAUCAGUUACAUGAAAAUACUUCAUACAUAUUUAAAGUAUAUGCUCGAACACAAUCAAAACAAAAUGAUGGUUGGAGUACACCAACUUGUAUUUAUGCGUCAACAAGUUAUUGUUGGUUUAAUUCACCUCAAAUAACCGGAAUCAUAUCUCAACAUAAAUGUGAUUUUAAAAAUUUACUCAAAACAAUUGACCCAAGCUUGGAAAAGUUUUGUUCAUUCAAUUCACCAAUAUUACGUCGUCCAGUAGUGUUUAUCAGUAGUAUAAAUAAAAAUGCGACGAAUCAAAAAUUUAAAAAUUUGACUAGGAAUUCAUUACAGUUUCAUUACAAUGAAACAGAUAUAAAUUAUGCAUCAACUGUCUUUACAAUUUUAUGGAGUGAAGUCAUGUCUGGGAUCAAUUCGAUUACGCAUAUAUUAAUUGAAUUACGUUAUUCAUUAAAAACAAUUGUAACACCAUUUUAUCAUCAUUGGUGGUUUAUAAUCCUGUUAGGAUUAUGCGCUGUAUCAAUCAUCUUCAUUUUAUUGAUUACUUUGAAGUGGAAUAUACACAGAAGGCAACAAUUAAAUAAAUCAACAUUUGUUACUGAAAAAUAUGAUUCCAAAGUAUGUUCAUCUAAUGCUUUUAUGAAUGAUUGUUGUUUAACAUUUAAAAUAUAUCAUUCAAACUAUUUGACAAAAACAAUGAACAGUAAUAUUCAACCAAAUGGUGAGAUAUGUGAAUAUCCAAAUAUGAUUAAUUCAACCUUUCAUAACAUUAGAUCACCUGAAACAGUUGAAUUAACAACAGGAAUACACUAUACUGAGAAUUCUAAUGAUGCAUUACAUAAUAAUCAAAAUCCUUUUAAUCUUGUCCUAAAUAAUCAUAAUUGGGAUGUUCUGUGCAAUACUAGUCCAGAAAUUCUUAUUGCUCAAACAGACAGUUCACUUGGUAGUAAAGCUCCAAGUAAUAGAACAGUUAGUACAAGUGAAGUAGGAAGAUUUGAUGAUUUUACUCAAAGUUACAAUAAUUGUGUAACAAGUCAAGGAUUAAUAAACAACUCAAAUCAGUCAUUAUGUAAAUUUACUUGA
Messenger RNA from Schistosoma bovis, 1149 nucleotides. The record is from the annotation of a GenBank genome assembly. Lineage: Eukaryota; Metazoa; Platyhelminthes; Trematoda; Strigeidida; Schistosomatidae.